AUCGUACACUUCUCUACAAAGGAAAAUAAAUAUUAAAUUAUAAAAUGCGAUACUAGUUAUUAAUAUCCAUGGCAACAAUUGUAUACACAAUUAACACAAUUUUAAAUUGAUCAAGCUUAGCGAAAUAUAAACAACAUGGCGAGUAAAAGAAAUAUAAAGUUACAUGUAAAAUAUAUCAUUUAAUAAAUUAAUCUUUUAACUAUGAGGCAUCAAACUGUUCUUAUAUAUAUAUUAUUGGGCAAUUAGUCUGUUUAGCUCUCUUGAUUAUAACACCAAACUAUUUAAUUUCAAAAAUGUCGACUGAGAAGGUUCUUUAUCAAUUAUAUCAACCUCAUGGUUCUGGUACUGUCUACAUUUCAUGGCGUCCUGGUAAUAGUACUCAUUUAGCAACUACUGGUUAUGAUUCCUCAGUUGCUAUUUUUGAUAGACAAGGUGAUUUACAAGAACGUAUUCAAAUUGCUGGUCUUUGUACUGGUUUUGGAUGGGAUUCUGAUGGAGAUCUAUUGGCUAUUAUAUCUCAAAAUUCAUCUGCUAUUAUAUUAUGGGAUGCAACAACUGGAAAAAAAACACAAAUUGAUGCUGGUGUAAGAGAUGGAUUAACAUGUAUGAUAUGGGCAAAAAGAACUUGUUUAUUAGCAGUAGGAACACAGAAAGGAAAUUUAAUACUUUAUGAUCAUAUUAAUUCAAAACGAAUACCAAUUUUGGGAAAACACAAAAAAAAGAUAACUUGUGGUGCUUGGUCUUAUGAGGGUCUUCUUGCAUUGGUCAGUGAAGAUAAGAUUUUAACUAUUAGUACUAGUGAUGGAGAUACAAGACGUGAAAUACCUCUUCAAGGAGAUGCAUCUGAUAUUCAAUUUAAUGAAAUGAAAAUGGAUCACAGAGUUGGGGGUGAAAACACAGUAUCUCUUAUUAUUAGUAAAACUACCUUAUUUUUAUAUAAUAUUUUGGAUCCAGAAAAUCCUAUUGAAUUAGCUUUUCAAAAACGUUAUGGUCCUAUUGUUACUUAUAAAUGGUAUGGGGAUGGAUAUAUUUUAGUUGGUUUUCAAACUGGAUAUUUUACUGCAAUAUCCACUCACAUUAAAGAAGUUGGCCAAGAAUUAUUUCAAGUUAAGAAUCAUAAAGAUUCCUUAACUGAUUUGGCUAUAAGUCAAGUAAUAGGAAAAAUUGCUACAUGUGGAGAUAAUAAUAUAAAAAUACAUAAUUUACAAAAUUUAGAAGAGACUGAAAAAUUGAUUACAAUAAAUGGUGAAACUGGUAUUAGUACAAUAGAAUGGUCAAUGGAUGGUACAAUGAUAGCAACUGUGACUUAUAGUGGAAAUGUUUUAGUUUAUUUAAUACAGAUCCCUAGAUUAUUUAGCGUUUAUGGAAAUAGAAUUGCAUUACUUACUAGUUUAACAGAAGUUACAAUUUAUCUUUAUACAUUGGAUAAGGAGAAAUCAGAACCAAUAAUAAUUAAUACUAUAAUAGAACCAUCAGUAUUAGCAAUUGGUCCUAUGCAUGUAGCAGUAGGUUUAAAUAAUAGAGCAUUAUUCUGGGACAUAUCAGGCAUCAAUUAUAAUACUACAAUCCAUUUUGAAAGAGAUUACUUAGCAACAAUAGAUUCUAUACGAUUGAAUGAGACUUAUGCAUCUGUUUUAUUUGAUGGCAAAUUACAAUUACAUUCGAUUAAAAUGGAUCAAACAUUAACAAAAGAAGGGAAAGAUACAAAAAUGUUCCCAAGUUUAAAUGCUUCAGAUUACAAAAUAAUGUGCCAUGCCCUCAGUACUGAUUUUUUAAUCUAUGGUAGUGAUAUGGGCCACAUAAUUUAUUUUUGUCUAGAAAUUUUUAGUCAAUCUACUGAACAUAUACACAAUAAUGGUAUAAAAGAAAUUUAUUUAGAUACAAAUGGAACACAAUUGUGUUUUUUAGAUAAUAAGUUUGAUGUUUAUAUCUAUAAUCCUGUGCAAGAAACUGUUUUACAAAUUCUUGAUUGUCUAGACUGCAUUCAAGGUUUAAUUUGGGAUCAAAAUAUUUUGGAACAUAAUAUAUUUGCUAUUUAUAACAAAACUGUCAUUACUACAUAUGUAUUUGUAAAAUAUUUUAUUGAAGGUAUAAAAAUUAUAAAGAUAAACUCAACAAAACUACCAUCUGAAACAUUACCGCUAUUGAUGUAUUCUGGAGAACUGACAUUAAGUUCAACAAGUAAUAAAUUAAUGCAGAUUACAUUAUCUUCUCAUGAAGACAUAGGAAAUAUUGUAGAAUAUACAAAAAUGAAAGAAAUAUUAGAAAAUCAAAUUCUUUGUAGAAGAUUUGAACAGGCAUGGAUCACAUGUGAAAAAAUUAAUGAAAAAGAUUCAUGGUUAAAAUUAGGAGAAAAUGCAAUUGCAAAUUUAAAUAUUGAUUUCGCACUUCGAAUUUAUCGCUAUUUAGAAGAAGUUGCAAUGGUUUGGGCAUUACAAAACAUGGAAACUAUAGAUGAAUUACCAUUAUUAUGUGGACAUGCAUGCAUCUUACUUGGUAAUUACAAUCAGGCAGAGCAAUUUUUUUUACAAUCAUCAGAACCAGUACAAGCCUUAUAUUUGAGAAGAGAUUUAAUGCAAUGGGAGCAGGCAUUGAAUUUAGCUCAAAAAUUGAAAGCUGAUGAAAUUCCAUAUAUUGCUAGAGAAUAUGCUCAACAAUUAGAGUUUAUGGGUAAUUAUCCAAAAGCAUUAACAAAUUACGAACGUGGAUUAGUAGAUUUAAAUAAUGUAGAUAAUACAACUAUAUAUAAUCCUCAUCAUCGAAAUCUAUGUCUUGCUGGAAUUGCAAGAAUGUCAAUCAGAUGUGGGGAUAGUAGAAGAGGUGUGAAUAUAGCUAUGGAUAAUGAAAGUUCAAGACAGUUAAGAAAAGAAUGUGCAGAAAUAUUAGAAUCAAUGAAGCAAUUUAAUGAAGCAGCUUUAUUAUAUGAAAAAGCUGAAUAUUUUGAUAAAGCAGCUUCUGCAUAUAUAAAAUUAAAAAAUUGGCCAAAAGUGGGACAGCUUUUACCACAAAUUUCAUCUGCUAAAAUUAAUAUACAAUAUGCUAAGGCCAAAGAAACUGAAGGCAAAUAUGAAGAAGCAGCAAAGGCAUAUGAAAUUGCAAAAGAUUACGAGAACAUAAUUAGGAUUAAUUUGGAAUAUUUAAACAAUCCUGCUCGAAGUGUUGAAGUAGUACAACAAACUAAAAGUAUAGAAGGAGCUAAAAUGGUCGCGAAAUAUUUUCAGAAGAUGAAUGAUUAUAAUUCAGCAAUUAAAUUUUUAAUUUUAUCAAAUUGUCAUGAAGAAGCUUUUCAAUUAGCUAACCAACAUGGAAAAAUGGAAUUAUAUGGAGAAAUUUUAAUAAAUACGAUUGAUGAUAGUAAUUCACGGAAAGAAGAUUUCAAAAGUCUUGCUAUGCAUUUUGAAUCUCAAAAAAAUAAUUUUUUAGCUGGAAAAUAUUAUUUCCAUGCUAAAGAAUAUCAAAAAGCAUUACGACAUUUAUUAAAAGCUGUACAAUUGGUAACAGAUGAAAAUGAAGUACUUACAUUAGCUAUUGAUACAGUUGCUUCAUCAAAAGAUGAUAAAUUAGCAAAUCAAUUGAUUGAUUUUUUAUUAGGUGGAGAUGGAUUGCCAAAGGAUCCUAAAUAUCUAUUUCGAUUAUAUAUGGCUAGAAAACAAUAUAAAGAUGCUGCAAAAACAGCAAUUAUAAUUGCAAAUGAAGAACAAAUUAAUGGAAAUUAUAGAAAUGCUCAUGAUGUUCUAUUUGGCAUGUAUCAAGAAUUAAAAAAAAAUAAGAUUAAUAUACCUUUAGAAAUGCAAAAUAAUUUAAGACUUUUACAUUCCUAUAUUCUUGUUAGACUUCAUGUAAAAAAAAAUGAUCAUUUACGUGGUGCUCGUAUGUUAAUAAGAGUAGCCAAUAAUAUAUCAAAAUUUCCAUCACAUAUUGUUCCAAUCUUAACAUCUACUGUAAUAGAAUGUCAAAGAGCUGGAUUAAAGUAUGCUGCAUUUAAUUAUGCUGCUAUGUUGAUGCGUCCAGAAUACAGAAGUCAAAUUGAUGCUAAGUAUAGUAAAAAGAUUGAAGCAAUUGUAAGAAAACCACCAAAAUCAAAAGAUAAUGAAAUUGAAGAUGAACCUUUAACUCCAUGUCCAUAUUGUAAAAGUAAACUUCCAGAGACAGAAAUUACUUGUGACAAAUGUAAAAAUACAAUACCUUUUUGUGUAGCUACAGGUCGACAUAUUGUUGAAGAUGAUUUUGCAGUAUGUCCACAAUGUGAUUUUCCUUGUAUAAGAAGUGAAUUUUUAAGGAUCAUUGAAUCUGAGAAAACAUGUCCAAUGUGCUCAGAAAAAAUAGAUGUUAAUAUGAUUUCAUCCACUCUUGAUAUUCAUCCCUAUCUCGAUUUUCAAGAAGAAAAAUCAUAAGUAAAAAUCUAACUUCUAUAUCUAGUAGAAAUGUAAAAAAUAAAAAUAUUACUAUCAUUUUUAUUGAAUUGUGCCGUCCAAUAUAAGUAUAAUUAAAUUAAAUACAAGAUUAAAUACAAGAAUUAUUAAUUAAAUACACAAUUAAA
This is a messenger RNA of Apis laboriosa (Himalayan honeybee), 4540 nucleotides long. RefSeq names its product WD repeat-containing protein 19 (gene Oseg6). Lineage: Eukaryota; Metazoa; Arthropoda; Insecta; Hymenoptera; Apidae. Bases 294 to 4394 code for a protein of 1366 amino acids. Gene Ontology annotation, cellular component: intraciliary transport particle A; cilium. The record is from RefSeq and is a predicted model, not a curated record. Gene Ontology annotation, biological process: intraciliary retrograde transport; cilium assembly. The transcript is spliced from 19 exons. Gene Ontology annotation, molecular function: protein binding.